UGUGGCAACACUGAUAUUAUAACCUCGACCAAAAGGGAAUCGUAUUGGGAUUUUGAUAAAUCCUUUUUGGAUUAUUUAUUCCCGAAAAAUAAACCAAAAUGUCUGAUCUACCUUACGGACCCCCAGUGCGUGUAUCGCCCCUUAUCCGAUUCGGCCGUUGGUCGUUCCUCACCGCAGGAGUCCUGUAUGGUGCCUUCCACCAGAACAGACUGUCCAAGAAAGAGGCAGCGUUCCGUGAGGUAGAAGCCAAGGAGAAGGUUAUCAGAGACGCAAAACUUAAACAGGAGAAGGCGAUAGCAGCUGCUGCUGAAAUCAAAGCACUGGAAGAAAUGGUAGCACCCAAGAAGUAAACUGGUCAACCAACACUAGUUUUAAGAGUAUAGUGAAGCCGCCACAUCCUACCCAUCAUUUCGAAAACAACUACACAAAAUGUCGCGAAUUCCAACGUCUUAUUAAUUUAAUGUAUUUAAAAUAUAGGUGAUUGUACAAAAGUU
Ostrinia nubilalis (European corn borer) is the source of this 494-nucleotide messenger RNA. It is a transcript of the gene ATPsynE, whose product is annotated as ATP synthase subunit e, mitochondrial. Bases 99 to 350 code for a protein of 83 amino acids. Gene Ontology annotation, molecular function: proton transmembrane transporter activity. The transcript is spliced from 3 exons. Lineage: Eukaryota; Metazoa; Arthropoda; Insecta; Lepidoptera; Crambidae. Gene Ontology annotation, biological process: proton motive force-driven ATP synthesis. The record is from RefSeq and is a predicted model, not a curated record.